Messenger RNA from Ruditapes philippinarum (Manila clam), 1825 nucleotides. RefSeq names its product nose resistant to fluoxetine protein 6-like. The record is from RefSeq and is a predicted model, not a curated record. The transcript has 14 exons. Gene Ontology annotation, molecular function: acyltransferase activity, transferring groups other than amino-acyl groups. The coding region runs from base 2 to 1684 and encodes 560 amino acids. Lineage: Eukaryota; Metazoa; Mollusca; Bivalvia; Venerida; Veneridae.
UAUGAAUAUAGUGGCUUUAAAACUAUUCAAAAACAUGUCAUUGCCAACUAUUUAUGCGACCUGUCAAGAAAAAUCUAUCGAGUUUACAGAUAAAGCCCUUGCAGUCAGUAUCGUCGGUGCAGUUUUCGCCGCUAUAAUUAUCUUAGCUACAGCAUAUGACGUCAUCAUUCAACAUUUUCUUCAAAAACAACCAAAACAAUAUGAAAAGGAAAAAUGCCAACUUACAUAUGCUAAUGGUAAACAUAACAAUGCCUUCACUAUCACUGAUGAGAAAAUAUCAAACGGUGACAGUUUGAAAAAUGGCGAUGUUGCAAAGGACUUCAAGGACAUUGAAAAGACGGUGCCUAAUGUAAUUAGUUUUGAGAAAACGUCGUAUAAACCAGGUUUACUUGGAAAGCUUCUACUCUCUUUCUCUGUAUAUACAAACGCUCCUAAAAUCCUCAACACGAGUCAACCUAAAGGAACGCUGACAUGUGUGAAUGGGAUUCGCUUCAUCAGCACGACCUGGGUCAUCCUGGGUCAUACAUACGCAUUUGGGUUCACAACGGCAGGAAACGUUGCAACGUAUUUCCCAGCGCUGACAAAGCGAUUUACCUUCCAAGCUAUUCUGAACGCAACUGUUUCUGUAGACACAUUCUUUGUCCUCAGUGGCCUGUUGGUGUCUUAUCUGUCAUUAAAAGAAUUGAAAAAGAGAGGAGGGGCGUUGAAGUUUAACUGGCUACUCUUUUACUUCCAUAGAUACUGGAGACUGACGCCGCCUUAUAUGCUUCUGUUGAUGCUGUAUGUACCUACAUUUAAGUACUGGGCAAGUGGGCCUUUAUGGCCUCAAAAAGGCAUUGAAGUAGAUGAAUGUGAGGAUCGCUGGUGGACAAAUAUGUUGUAUAUAAACAAUCUUUACAAAGCGGACAGACAGUGUAUGGGAUGGAGUUGGUAUCUAGCGAAUGACAUGCAGUUUUAUGUCAUAAGCCCUCUGAUGUUGAUUCCGCUGUUUUAUUCCCCCGUUGCAGGAGCUGUGGUUUGUUUUGCACUCCUACUCGGAACAUUCAUCUGUUCUGGACUUGUAGCUAGCCAUUAUGACAUUGCGGCAAAUAUGAUGUUCAGUAAAGAUGUCGGAGUGGCAAUGGACAAAAUGUAUUAUAAACCAUGGACUCGUGUCGGACCAUACAUUGUGGGUUUCUUUCUGGGUUACAUCUUGUACAAAACAGAAUGCAAAGUGAAAAUGUCAAAGCUAUUAAACUUGGUCGGAUGGGCUGUAGCAACAGCUAUGGCAGUCAGUGUGUUAUAUGGACUGUAUACACCAGAGGGAAAUCUACCAGACCUUUCUAAAGGCGUAUCUGCCCUCUACAAUGCUACGUCUAGAACUGCCUGGGGAAUAAGUGUUGCAUGGGUGAUAUUUGCAUGUGCUACUGGAUAUGGGGGACCCGUCAAUAGCCUGUUGUCAUGGCGAGGAAUUAUCCCACUUAGUCGUCUCACAUACUGUGCAUAUCUUGUACAUCCUAUUGUGAUGUCCCUUUACUUUUUCAGUAGAAAAACUAUGAUGUACUGGUAUGACCUCAAUCUAAUUUACCUUUUCCUGGGACAUCUCUGUAUAUCGUAUGCGGCAGCGUUUGUGAUAUCUUUGGCGUUUGAAUCACCCAUGAUGGGAUUAGAGAAAGUGCUGCUUGGGAGGAAGAAAAAUAGUUAGAUUUAUCUCAGAAUAUGAAGGAGGCAAAAGUGUUGAAUAUAAGAUUCACAUGUAUUACUGUCGGUCUAAUAUUAUUGUAUCAAUCAAUCAAUCAAUCAAUCAAUCAAUAUAUAUAUAUAUAUAUAUAUAUAUAUAUAUAUA